Molecule: messenger RNA, 1563 nt
Organism: Ilex paraguariensis (yerba mate)
Lineage: Eukaryota; Viridiplantae; Streptophyta; Magnoliopsida; Aquifoliales; Aquifoliaceae
Source: the annotation of a GenBank genome assembly
AUGUUACAAUUGAACCCUGUAGACAACACACAUCACCUUCCAUCCUCACCAGCAAGAAGCAUUCAAAGAACUAUGGGAAUUCCUGACAAUAAAAAAUUGAUACCUCUUCAAGCCCUUGUCAUCAUGCUUGUCUGCUUUUAUUUGGAGUUUUGCACUUCCAUAGACACCAUUACAUCCACACAACCAAUCAAAGACGCUGAAACUAUAGUCUCAAUUGGAAAGAUCUUCAAGCUGGGAUUCUUUCGUCCCGGAAAUAGUACGAAUCGUUAUGUUGGAAUUUUAUACGACAUUCCUGUGGUGACCGCUGUAUGGGUUGCUAAUAGAGAACAGCCUCUAAAUGAUUCUUCUGGGAUUGUAAUGAUAUCGGAGGAUGGUAAUCUAGUAAUCCUGAAUGGAGAGAAGGAGAUCAUUUGGUCAUCAAAUGUUUCAAAUCCUGUCGCAAAUUCAAGUGCACAGCUUUUGGAUACUGGGAACCUUGUCUUGCGAGACAAUUUCAGUGGAAGGACCGUAUGGGAGAGUUUUCAAGAUCCUUCCGACUCAUUCUUACAGAGAAUGAGGAUUGGUUAUGAUGCAAAGACUGGUGAGAGAAAUCUGCUUACGUCAUGGAAAAGUCCUUCAAAUCCAUCGAUUGGAACCUUCUCCGCUGGCGUUGAUACUCUGAACAUCCCCCAGUUUUUUGUACGGAAUGGUAGUCAUCCAUAUUGGCGUAGUGGUCCUUGGAAUGGUCAGAUUUUUAUUGGAGUUCCAAGAAUGUAUACUUUUUAUCUCAAUGGAUUUAAUCUUGUAAACGAUAAAGAAGGAUCGGUGUAUCUUGCUUUUACUUAUGCAAAUGAGUCCACUGUAGUAUACUAUGCCUUGAAUUCUGAAGGAACUAUACUGGAGAAGUAUUGGGUUGCUGGGAAGGAAGAUUGGGAAGUAACAUGGUCGACGCUAGAAAAUGAGUGUGAUGUUUAUGGCAAGUGUGGGCAAUUUGGAAGCUGUAACUCACUAGAUUCACCAGUCUGCACCUGUUUGAGGGGAUUUGAGCCAAAGGACAAGGAGGAAUGGAGCAAAGGAAAUUGGACCAGUGGAUGCAUAAGAAAGACAUUGUUGCAAUGUGGAAACAAUACUGUCAAUGAAGAGGGCAAAGAAGAUGGAUUUUUAAAGCUCGAGACAAUGAAAGUGCCAGACUUCGCGGAAUGGUCACCUGCUCUAGAAGACAAUUGUAGAAGCCUUUGCCUGAGUAAUUGCUCCUGUAUGGCUUAUUCAUACUACUCUGGCAUUGGCUGUAUGCAAUGGAGUGGAAGCCUUAUUGACAUACAGAAAUUCCCCCAGGGUGGGGCGGAUCUUUACAUUCGAGUGCAAUACUCAGAGCUUGGAAGGAAGCAAAAGGUUUUGAGACCAUUAUUUGAGAAAGCAGAAGUAUAUCCAGAGUAUCCAACUGAAACCAGGCUUCAGGGGAGUGCCAAUCAAAUUAAACUCGAAGAGUUGCCAUUAUAUAGUUUUCAGAAAGUGGCAAAUGCAACAGAAAACUUUCAUUCUGAUAAUAAACUUGGGCAAGGUGGUUUUGGUCCAGUAUACAAG